Messenger RNA from Xiphophorus hellerii (green swordtail), 1892 nucleotides. It is a transcript of the gene uqcrc1, whose product is annotated as ubiquinol-cytochrome c reductase core protein 1. The transcript has 13 exons. Bases 66 to 1502 code for a protein of 478 amino acids. NCBI's taxonomy places the organism in Eukaryota, Metazoa, Chordata, Actinopteri, Cyprinodontiformes, Poeciliidae. Gene Ontology annotation, molecular function: metal ion binding. Gene Ontology annotation, cellular component: mitochondrion. The record is from RefSeq and is a predicted model, not a curated record.
AUCACUUUCUUUCAGCCGGAAGAAGAAGAGUGAAGCUCCGACAGCACUUCUCACCGAAUUUAGAAAUGGCGGCGUCCGUGUGCCGAGUAGGGAGCACCGUUGGGCGAGUCCUCGCCAAAACCCGCAGUCCCAUCCUGCUGUCUUUGAGACGUGGACAGGCGUCGGUCAGCUAUGCCCAGAGCCUGGUAGGAGCCCCUGAAACCCAGGUCUCUGCCUUGGACAACGGUCUGAGAAUUGCAUCUGAGGAUACCGGACAUGCAACUUGCACUGUUGGAGUCUGGAUCAGCGCUGGCAGCCGCUAUGAGAACGAGAAGAACAACGGAGCGGGCUUUUUUCUGGAGCACAUGGCUUUCAAGGGAACAAAGAAGCACCCCCAAACAGCCUUGGAGCAACAGGUGGAGUCUAUGGGUGCUCACCUGAGUGCCUACACCUCCAGGGAGCACACUGCUUUCUACAUGAAGACCCUCACCAAAGACCUUCCUAAAGCUGUGGAGCUGCUGUCAGACGUGGUGCAGAGCUGCUCGCUGAACGAGGCCGACAUCGAGCAGCAGAGGAGCGUGGUGCUGCGGGAGAUGGAGGAGGUGGAGGGCAACCUGCAGGAAGUCUGUCUGGACCUGCUGCACACCGCAGCCUACCAGGGGACGCCGCUAGGGCAGAGCGUGCUGGGGCCGUCCAGCAACGCCAGGAAUCUGACCCGUCAGGACUUGGUGGAUUACGUCAGCAGCCAUUACAAAGCUCCCCGGAUGGUGCUGGCGGCUGCAGGAGGUGUUAACCACGACGAGCUGGUGGGCAUGGCCAAGUCUCAUUUUAGUGGACUUUCCUUUCAGUAUGAGGGAGACGCCGUCCCCGUCUUGUCUCCCUGCCGGUUCACUGGCAGCGAGAUCCGCAUGCGGGAUGACGCUCUUCCCCUGGCGCACAUCGCCAUCGCCGUGGAGGGCGCCAGUGUUUCCAGCCCCGACAUCGUUCCCCUUAUGGUCGGCAACGCCAUCGUUGGCAGCUAUGACCUUACCUACGGGGGUGGAAAGCACCUGAGCAGCCGUCUGGCUCGCCUGGCGGUGGAGGAAAACCUGUGCCACAGCUUCCAGGCCUUCCACUCUGCCUACAGCGACACCGGCCUGAUGGGCAUCCACUUUGUGAGCGAUAAGCACCACAUCGACGACAUGAUGCACUGGACCCAGAACGCCUGGAUGAACCUUUGCACCACGGUCACAGACAGUGAUGUCGUUAGAGCCCAAAACGCUCUGAAGGCCAGCCUGAUUGGACAGCUCAAUGGUACAACACCAAUUUGUGACGACAUCGGCAGACACAUCCUGAACUACGGACGUCGUAUUCCUCUGGCAGAGUGGAGCGCCCGCAUCGAUGCUGUAACUCCCAGGAUGGUGCGUGACAUCUGCUCCAAAUACAUCUACGAUAAGUGUCCUGCCAUGGUUGCUAUCGGUCCCAUUGAGCAGCUACCGGACUACAACAGGAUGCGCAGCGGCAUGUACUGGCUCCGGUUCUAGGGAAAACAUCCUGCUGCUCUUCAUUUCGUCCUUCUCCUACCUUUUCUUCUGUCACCAAUGCGAACACCUGAGGGUCCUCCUCUCAUCUCACCCAUUCUGUACCCUAGUUGCCUGUCGGGGAAGCAGCCGGUUGGAGCCUCUGAAAUACUCUGCAUGUGUUGAUUGUACUUUGCAGGUACUUGUCAUCUGAAACGUUGUUGAGAAACUGGCAGCGAGGGCAAACAUAAAUUCUUGAUUAUUAACUUCAUAACGCAAUUCAGCCAAUAUCCAAUUUGGGGCAACGAGAGAAUAUUUAUACAUUCUGUAAACAUUUGUUUUCUGUCCAGUAUUGUACAUACCAGAAGUUGUCGUUAAGACACAAAUAAAAACAAUAAAGCUUUAGUGAAUUGU